Molecule: messenger RNA, 783 nt
Organism: Tarenaya hassleriana
Lineage: Eukaryota; Viridiplantae; Streptophyta; Magnoliopsida; Brassicales; Cleomaceae
Product: ferredoxin-thioredoxin reductase catalytic chain, chloroplastic
Exons: 6
Coding region: 164-601 (145 amino acids)
Molecular function (GO): oxidoreductase activity, acting on iron-sulfur proteins as donors
Source: RefSeq, a predicted model, not a curated record
UAUCUGAAAAGGGGAAAAAAACAGAACUAAAAUCUGAAGUUCGAUCUGCAGCUACAGAAUCGAAAAUCCAAGAAUAAAGGAGGAAACUUUGAGUCUUUGUUCGCGAAAAUCAGAUAUAUUUCACAAAGCCCUCGUUUUUUUUGGAGAAUAAAGAUCGAAACCCAUGAAUCUUCAAGCGGCUUCGUGUAGCUUCAGCUCCGUUUGGGUGCCACUUGCCUCUCCGAGAACCUCUUCCCGGCGCUCUGUAAUCCGAGCGAAAUCGGAACCGUCGGAGAAAUCUGUGGAGAUCAUGAGGAAGUUCUCCGAGCAAUACGCUCGUCGCUCGGGAACGUACUUCUGUGUUGAUAAAGGAGUUACUGCGGUCGUGAUUAAGGGAUUGGCUGAACAUAAAGAUUCACAUGGCGCGCCACUUUGCCCUUGCAGGCACUAUGACGAUAAAGCCGCUGAGGUUGGUCAAGGCUUUUGGAAUUGCCCAUGUGUUCCAAUGAGAGAGAGGAAGGAGUGCCACUGCAUGCUCUUCUUGACUCCGGACAAUGAUUUUGCUGGCAAGGAUCAGGCAAUUUCAUUGGAAGAAAUCAAUGAAGCCACAGCUAACAUGUAAUAACUUGCUCUCUUGUCCAUCACUCCUGUACUUUCGGCCAAAGAGAUAUGAGACCGGUGAAUGCCUAGCGACAUACCCUUUUGUAUGUAAUAGACAUUUGGCAUAUUGAUACAAAUUUCUCUCUCUUGUACCAUUUUUCACCUAUCAAGUGCUUGUGGAAUACAAGAGUUUCUGGUUUAAUC